Molecule: messenger RNA, 1011 nt
Organism: Scleropages formosus (Asian bonytongue)
Lineage: Eukaryota; Metazoa; Chordata; Actinopteri; Osteoglossiformes; Osteoglossidae
Product: tumor necrosis factor receptor superfamily member 14-like
Exons: 9
Coding region: 238-963 (241 amino acids)
Biological process (GO): immune response; apoptotic process; defense response to Gram-negative bacterium
Cellular component (GO): membrane; external side of plasma membrane
Molecular function (GO): transmembrane signaling receptor activity; protein binding
Source: RefSeq, a predicted model, not a curated record
GCAUCCUCUGUGGAUCUGUUCGGUCUGUAUGCGAACUGGAGAGGGUCCAGAGUGUCUGGAAUAAUACUCCAGAUGUAACUCAUGACGAUUCUCUCGAAGCACUUCAUCACUACCGGAGUCAGCGCAACAGGUUGUCCAAUGGACUCCACAGUGCUACAAAAGGGACAAAUACAUGUCAUGUAAGAUGUAAGUUAUUUCUGGAUAUUCAUCAAACAAGAAUAAAAUGAUCUCUGUAUAAUGUUCUAUCAAAUGAUGCGUGUGAUUCUUCUGAUAAGUAUAAAUAUAACCCCAGUCACAUACAACCCCUGUUUUGCAUGUGACCGGGCAGAAUAUGAAAUAAAUGGACAGUGUUGUCCUAUGUGCUUUCCUGGAACUCGAGUGUACAGAGACUGUACAGCGCAAACUAGCACUUCCUGUGCCCCCUGUACUGGACCCACUUACACUGACAAACCAAAUGGUCUCACUCAGUGUACCUCGUGUACAGUAUGUGACCAAGGUUUUGGUUUAAAGACAGUGAAGGAGUGUUUAACCACUUCAAACACAGUGUGUGGAGUCCUGGAAGGGAACUAUUGUACAGAUUUUUCUGAAGGAGAAUGCAAGAAAGCAGAAAAACAUACAACCUGCAAACCUGGACAGUUCAUCAGACACCCAGGAACAGACUCUACUGACACUGUGUGUGAGGACUGCCCUGAAAACUCUUACUCCAAUGGAUCUUCUUCGUCCUGUACAUCACACACAGAUUGCGAGUCCAAAGGACUUCUCACGAUGAAACCAGGAGACAGUGUGUCUGAUUCUGAGUGUGGAGAGAAAAAACGGAAGUAUCUUAUAUUCCCUGUCAUAUUUGGUGUUGCGGUAUUGGCAGUAGGGCUACUUUGCAUAUAUCAGAAAAAGUUAAAAGGAUGUACCUUGCUUGGCACUGCACCCUGUGCUUCUGGGACUGGCCCUGGACCACUGGAAACCUGAUUUUCAUAAGUAGGUCACGGGGAACCGGAGCCUACCUGGCAACACGGG